CAUUGGAGUUUGCCCCCCCCCCCCAAACUUCCUCUUCUUCUUUCGCAUUAUAUAGAGUUCUUGCAAGCUUCAUGGCCCAGCUUAUAUUUAUUGCUUCUAUUUGUGUUCUUAUUUUAUCACAUUCGUUCAUAUCAGGAUUGCAAGCAACAACUUUCACCAUAGUAAACAAAUGCGACUAUGUUGUAUGGCCUGGAAUUCUCACAAACGCAGGUAUUUCACCUCUUCCCACUACAGGUUUCGCUCUUCAAAGAGGAGAAACGAAAACCAUUGCCGCACCGACAUCAUGGGGUGGUCGUUUCUGGGGCAGAACUCGUUGCUCCCAAGGUUCCGCCGGUAAAUUUUCUUGUUUGACGGGGGAUUGUGGCUCCGGCAAGCUAGAAUGUUCAGGAAAUGGCGCUGCUCCACCUGCCACUUUGGCUGAAUUUACUUUGGAUGGUGCUGGCGGUCUUGACUUUUUUGAUGUUAGUUUGGUGGAUGGUUACAACAUCCCUAUGUUGGUAGUUCCACAGGGUGGUAAAGGGCCGAAUUGUACCUACACCGGCUGCGCAGUGGAUCUUAAUGACUCGUGUCCUUCGGAUCUCAAGGUGAUGAGCACUGACGGCGGAGAUGGCGUCGCUUGCAAGAGUGCUUGCGAUGCCUUCGGCCAGCCUCAGUACUGUUGCAGCGGCGCGUAUGCAACACCUGAUACUUGCAAGCCUUCUUCCUACUCGAAGGUCUUCAAGACGGCUUGCCCACUCGCCUACAGCUAUGCCUACGAUGAUAAAACCAGCACCUUCACAUGUGCCAAUGCUGAUUACACGAUUACUUUUUGCCCUUCGCCUAACACCAGCCAGAAAUCAUCAAAAGGGCAGAACGCGGAAACAACGCCAACGUCGCCUCUUAUAAACAGCACAAUGGUAUACGAAGGAGUCUUUGACGAAAGUGCUGCAUCACCGACCUCGUGCACCUACUUUUGUGUCGGCAUCGCAAUGGUAAUGGCGUUUUGGUUGUGAGGGCAACUCUUCUAACUCAUUCACCAACUAUAUUUAUACGAUGCCAUAUAGAAUGGAAAAUUUACGAAAUACUAGUAUAAUUUAGCCCAUUAAAAUUGGGGCCAUUUGGUUUUAAUGUAGUUAUACAUUGGCUUAGUGUCCAUUGGGUCCCACGAGCAUGUCCAACAGUGACGUGGAUUGCAGUAAGACUGCAAAGCUCUGCCGUCUAUUGAAAUGAAGUUCCCCAGGCAAGUUACCUCUUCAACUUGCAACAAUCUAGUGGACACGUGUGAAGAUCGGUGGCUUUGGGGGUGGAGAGCUUAUUGUGUACGAAAGGUAGACCUUUUUUUUUAGGUUGAUUUUUAUUUAUAUUAAAAGAGGGGAUGGGAUUCUUUUGAUUGUUGAUUUCCCGGAAGGUAUGGAUAAUAUUUAAUAUUAUCAUGUACACUCGACCACUACUACAACUGCAGCAUUUGCUUCCAAGAGAAAUGAAACUAAUCAUUUUUAUUAUCA
Molecule: messenger RNA, 1484 nt
Organism: Hibiscus syriacus
Lineage: Eukaryota; Viridiplantae; Streptophyta; Magnoliopsida; Malvales; Malvaceae
Product: pathogenesis-related thaumatin-like protein 3.5
Exons: 3
Coding region: 72-992 (306 amino acids)
Biological process (GO): defense response
Cellular component (GO): extracellular region
Source: RefSeq, a predicted model, not a curated record